CACAAAUAAACAGUAGAAGAAGAAAUCACUUUCACAACAAAACGUCACAUCCUCUGACAGCUGCUACAGGUAGUCAGCUGUAGAACUUUGCUGCAAUGUUGCGCCACAUUGCUACAUCCCUGUGCCUCCGGUGCCAGUGUGUUACAGCUUUACCUUUAAACCUCAGGCCAUGUGCAACGCUGAACUCAGUAGAGAACCAGCAGACUGUGCAGGCUCUUUGUGAUCUCUCUGUGGACAUUCAAAAGGUACGGAAACUUAAGGGCUGGGUCCUGCAUCAGAGUUCAGCCUAUACUAAGGAGGUAGCUGAACUGCUGAAAGACAUGGGGGCCUCAGGGUCCGUAAUCGCUAGGAUCUUAGCAGCUCAUCCCGAGGCCGUCCUCUGUCGCCCGGAGCAGAUGCAGGCUCAGAGGGAGCUGUGGAUGUCUGUGUGUGCAAACCAGAAGGAGUUAGUUGCUAUCAUUGAGAAAUUCCCAGCCUCCUUCUUCACCCCUUUCAUCCACCAUGACAAUCAACGGAACAACAUCACUUAUUUUCAGAGCUUAAACCUCAACAAGCGAAUCAUCUCCAAACUAAUGGCCAGUGCUCCCCAGAGCUUCAGCCGGCCAGUAGAGCAGAACCAGGUGAUGGUGUGCACCCUCCAGCAAGCCUACCAGGAGCUUGGGGGAGAUGAGGUCAAUAUGAAGGUCUGGCUUCUGAAACUGCUGAGCCAGAACCCAUUUGUUCUUCUCAAGCCCCCCAAGGUGCUGAGACAAAAUCUGCUGUUCCUGAAAGAUAAAGGCUUCAGCACAGCAGAGCUCCUCCUCCUCCUCUCCAAGCUCAGGGGCUUUGUCAUUGAGCUGAACCCACACAGCAUGUGUCGCACCCUGGCAUACUCCCAGGACACCAUGGGCUGCUCUGAGGGUGAGCUGCGAGACAUCAUCCUUAACUGUCCAGCUCUGCUUUACUACCCUGAAACUCUUCUGGCUGAACGCUUCAGGGGCCUUCUCAGCACUGGGAUCAGUAUGACUCAAAUCAAAGAAACUCCAACUGUUUUGGAUUUGACCACACAGAUAGUGAAUUACCGUAUCCAGCAACUGCAGGCCUACGGGUAUGACAUCAGGACAGGUAGUCUGGAGGUCCUAAAUGGCACUAAAAAGGACUUUGAGAUGAGCUAUAGAAAACUACAGCUACGCAGAGAGAGACCGCUUUUUAAUCCUGUUGCCCCUUUAAAAGGAGAUGACUGAAAGAGGUUUCAUGGACUAAUGCAAGUGCAUUAAAGCUGUAAGUGGAUGCAUACUAUUGCUGUUAUUAUUUAUAUUGAUACUGUGUAUGUAUCAGAUUAAAGCUGAUUGAUGUGUUUAUUCCUGCAGUUUGAUUGGUCAGAUUACAAUGAUGCCAUUUGAACUAGACAGUGAAGAUGCAUGAGAGUGCAAACUGAACCAACUGGAUGUAAAGGCAGACCUAAAUUCUGUUUUUCAUGUGCUCAAAACUGAUUUUUGGUGUCACUCUUAGGCAAAGCUAGUGACAAGCAUUGUUUUAACUGUCUUCCUGCUGCCAAAUUCUCCAGCCUUGUGGGAUAUAAAGUGACCAAAAUCCAACAAACGUCUUGUGAGUGACUGAUUUUCCUCUAAUUAGUCUGAAUCUCAAUACUAAGUGCAGAAAUGUAUGAAAGUAAAUCUUUCACUUGUAGUUCAGACCAAAGAAAACUGUGAUCACACCCUGAGGUUUGAGAUUCAUCAGUGAGUGAGUGAUGGUGUUACACAUGAAAAGCAGGGCAGUUUUGUUGCAAGUGUAAAUUCAUGUUGGGAAAAAUAAAGAGGCCUAUAU
Messenger RNA from Monopterus albus (swamp eel), 1806 nucleotides. It is a transcript of the gene mterf2, whose product is annotated as mitochondrial transcription termination factor 2. The coding region runs from base 96 to 1223 and encodes 375 amino acids. The transcript is spliced from 2 exons. Gene Ontology annotation, cellular component: mitochondrial matrix. Gene Ontology annotation, molecular function: double-stranded DNA binding. The record is from RefSeq and is a predicted model, not a curated record. Lineage: Eukaryota; Metazoa; Chordata; Actinopteri; Synbranchiformes; Synbranchidae. Gene Ontology annotation, biological process: termination of mitochondrial transcription; regulation of DNA-templated transcription.